Messenger RNA from Salvelinus sp. IW2-2015, 2394 nucleotides. Its product is annotated as partitioning defective 6 homolog gamma-like. The record is from RefSeq and is a predicted model, not a curated record. Gene Ontology annotation, cellular component: nucleus; cell cortex; apical plasma membrane. Lineage: Eukaryota; Metazoa; Chordata; Actinopteri; Salmoniformes; Salmonidae. Gene Ontology annotation, molecular function: protein binding. Gene Ontology annotation, biological process: centrosome cycle; regulation of cellular localization; establishment or maintenance of cell polarity.
CUGGUGUUUGGGAGGGUUGAACGCUGAAAACAUUCAUGGAGGAGCUCGAUGAUGUCAUCUGAAAACUCACUCCCCCAAGUCAAAGGCACCGAUUUGUUCUCUUCUUUUUUAUUUUCGCCCUAGAGUUUCUCCAAUGCGUCGCGGACCACAGCACAAAAGGUAGUCAAAUAACGAGGUAGUCAAAUAACUGAAGUUAAACUGUAGAUAAGCUUUGCUGUCUAAACGACGCGGGACUAAGGGGGUUUGGCGACUGGACAUAGAACCAAACAGCCCCUUUUCUGUGGGCGAGCGCGUCAACUUUUAUUCGAACCCCAAAAAUGAAUCGGAGUUUUAAUAAAUCCCAGUCUUCCCUGCAAUACUUGGACUGCAUCGCGGUUGAAGUGAAAAGCAAGUACGGAGCAGAGUUCCGGAGGUUCUCCGUGGACCGUUUCAAACCGGGGAAGUUCGAGGACUUCUAUAAGCUCAUCAUGCACGUUCACCGCAUCUCCAACAUGGAGGUCAUGAUUGGCUACGCUGACAUCCACGGAGACCUGCUGCCAAUCAACAACGACGACAACUUCUGUAAGGCGGUGUCUACGGCCCACCCACUGCUCCGGGUCUUCAUACAGAGACAAGAGGAGGUCGACUACAGCAGCUACGGGACCCACUCUCUGACCCGGAAGAAGAAGGCUGUGGUGGCGCUGAGGAACGACGUCAACAGGAAGCGACCUCACAUCCGCAUCGGAAUGCCGCAGGACUUCCGGCCAGUCUCCUCCAUCAUCGAUGUGGACAUCUUGCCGGAGUCCCACCGCCGCGUUCGUCUCUACCGUCACGGCUCCGACAAACCCCUGGGGUUCUACAUCCGGGACGGGACCAGCGUACGGGUGACACCACAUGGCCUGGAGAAGGUUCCUGGGAUCUUCAUCUCCCGCAUGGUACCUGGCGGCCUGGCUGAGAGCACAGGGCUGCUGGCCAUCAACGACCAGGUGCUUGAGGUGAAUGGGAUUGAGGUGAUGGGCAAGGUGUUAGACCAGGUGACAGACAUGAUGAUCGCAAACAGUCACAAUCUUAUCAUCACGGUGAAGCCGGUGAACCAGCGGAACAACGUGGUGCGAGCCAGCCGGAUCUCCGGCAGCUCCGGUCAGUCGUCAGACAGCAGCGGUUCCACCGGCUACCCCAGCCUGUCCACCACAGCCAUGGCGACCGGUGCCCACGGCUACGCCGACGAGCUGGAGAGCGACGAGGAGUCAGACAUCGUCAUCGAGAGCAGCCUCAAGCGGCCGUCGCGGCGCUCCAACACAUCAGUGGUGUCUGUGGCAUCAACAUCACGCUCCCACACCCAAGCCCCUCCCCCAGCACCCGUGGAACACCCCAGCCCCCCUACCCGACCGCUCUCUGUGGUUUCCACCGCCUCCUUCCACUCCCAACCCUCCUUCCACUCCCAGCCCAGCCUCAACGGCCUCUCCCACCACGGCAGCCUCAGCUAUAUGCUGCACAGGGACCUGAACCUACAGCACCCACAGUACCAGCCCCACACCCUCCAGCACCACCAUUCCCAGCACCACAGCAGCAACCCAGCCCUCCGGGAGAGCAACGGCAGCCUCCACAAAAUCCUCAGCACCAUGAGGACGGACCCUCGACACAGCCUGGCCCUGCCCCGGGGAGGGGUGGAAGAGGAUGGCACCGUCAUCACCCUAUAAUACACACAACUACACUUUUAUAACACAGACACACACACUUGGAUGUGAGCUGGAGCCUCCCCUGCCCGGUAUAUCCACCAUGAGAAUGAAUAUUGUUCCUCAAACCUCCUCCUAAUUUCUUUAACAUUUUUCUAAGACAAAUAAUCCAGGAAACAAGGAGAGUUUAUUCUGUAUUGUUUGAAAGUGUUCUAUGUCUUGUAAAUGUCCUGAUGGGAUUCACCUGCUAUCCUUUAGUGACCACUUUUAAUCUGAAUUGCCAUCUUCUUUUUGGGACCAACCCUGAGCUUUUGUUUUUAAGAACAAUUAUGUGUAUGUAAAAUGCUGCCUGUCUGUACUGAUCCUCUAUCUCUGUAUUUUAACUGGAAGAUUCUCAUCAAUCAUCUGUAUCUAUUCCAAUAAAUUAUUCUAAGCUUUAAUGAGAAAGUGUUGGAUCAUCACAUGUACUAAAACUCUUACUUCCCUUACCAGCAGUCAUUUAUACCUGGUACGUUUUGAACCGCUAUCAAGGAAUACUUCCUACACUGAAUAUGGGCCUAGUCUAUAUCCUGUUUCCUCUACUCCACCAGUUCUGUUUGUGAAGCUCCUAUCUUUACUGUUUACUCAAGACACCUCGGCUCAGCUGUGAACCCUGUUACACCAGGGAGGGGGAUGUGAACCCUGUUACACCAGGGAGGGGGAUGUGAACCCUGGUUACGACAGGGAGGUGAUGGAACCC